Molecule: messenger RNA, 2458 nt
Organism: Ornithodoros turicata
Lineage: Eukaryota; Metazoa; Arthropoda; Arachnida; Ixodida; Argasidae
Exons: 6
Coding region: 119-2266 (715 amino acids)
Source: RefSeq, a predicted model, not a curated record
UGCACGUGGGUUUUCGUCGACCGGUGAUCAGGCAAAGAAUUACAAGGUAAUCUGCAGACACCCGCUGGUACCUCGUCAAAAAUGGGACGCAAAAUCGUUAUUUGAAACAGAAACGGCGAUGCGUCUCUCUGGUAUGCUCUGGCUGCUGUCUGUCUCAAGUACAACUCAAAUCCAGGAGGUCAGGUGCAACAAUACAGAAAGUCUUCUCUCAGAAGCAAGUCCGACAACUACAAAUGCUGAAGGUUCAGCGCAAGAAGGUCGUCAUACAGGGAAAGUCAGCGCCUGGAGAAACUCCAGUUGGGGAGGCUUCGGAAGCCUUUGCAGGAAAGACGAAGACUGCGCUUUUCAUGGUGGACUUACUUGUCUAUCUGCAGGGGAUCGAAAUAUCUCUCGAUGCGGGUGUGCACGCAUCGUACCCGUUGUCAUUCGAGAUCCUGAAGGGGCACCGAAAUGCAGAACAGUUAAGCUACUGUACGAGCGUUGCAGUGACAGCUUGGAGUGCAGCUACAAUAAGUCCAACCUGCGAUGCAUCGACUACGUCUGCCAAUGCGUACAGCCAUACAGGCUGACCGGAGACCAGCUGUGCGAAUAUUCAAGAAGAACGGCUUCCCUGUUCGCUGUUGCCACAGCGGUACCUCUGCUUUUACUUCUGUUGGCUUUAGCAGCAGCCUACAGGUUCCACAGGCUCUCCAGUUCUUCCGCGACUGCAGCUACGUUACAGGGUGUCCACAAAGUGUCCAAGGCUUCUGGACUACAUCUUCCACUAGUCUCUGGUGACCAUCUGCUACAGGUGUCUUAUCAAGUAGAGGACUCAGAGGACAAGAGCAUGUGUCAAAGUUCUCCACCGAUACCUAUCAAAGAACAGCACAUGGAACGCGGCAGCCACGGUAGCAGCCAAAGAUCAGAAGCUCCAAACUACGAAAGAGACCAAAGUGUCGAAAGCACCGAAAUGUAUGAUUCCCGAGAAAACGAACCUGUGCUAGAUGCCCAUGCGGAAGAAUUGUACGUCGGAAGCCAAUAUAGCAAUAUCAAUGCAACAGACGAAGAAAGAGCAACACGUUGCUCGAGUGGGUUACUUCGAGACAUUACUGCCGCAUCCGUAACAUGCGAAGAGUGUCAUACGCCCGCGGAACUUGGUUUUAAAUUAAGGCAAAAUCCCGAGCACGGUGUCGCACCUUGCGAGUAUCCACUGACGAGGGCAGGUACAAGUAAUAUUGCGUUACAGAAAGAACUAAGGAAACUUCUGGAGAAUCCUUUUGUCAGUAGCAGUGAGCCUUUUUUGCCUUCGCCGUCCACAUCGCUAUAUUUUACGUCCUCAGAAGCGACGGAUGAUACAGCACCGACAUUCGAUAUUAAUCACACCGCGCUGAAGGUGCUUUCGGCUCUCCAUACAUAUGAACACAAAGGAAUGGAUCGGAGACAAGUAGACGCUAGCAACACAAGAUCGCAGUUGGCACUGUGUUACCGUGCGCCAUCAGCAACAGCUGACGAGCUCUCCGAGGAAUUGGCGAUACUCGGAGAUCGCACCGAGUUUUCAACGGGGCCGUUGGAAGCUCAUAGACAGGUUGUCGCAACUUCUCUGUCGCCUCCUUUGGCCACGACAGCCGCGAAUGACCCUAGACAUAACAAAAGCCGUUAUGAGACAUCGGGCAAUCGCUUCCCUGAUAUGACACCGGCAAUUAUGAUGGGUAAUAUACGGGAGCCGCUGAGAUUUACCCAGUCGUGGCACACGUGUUCAUGCGCGCAUGACCCAAGUAGGAAUGUCUUGCGGCUGAACGUUAACCGAGCCCCCACGUCCCAGGAAGAUCAAAAUAUGGACCAUGUUGAUUCGGCGGCAGCUAAGAGCGCUUCCUUUAGUAAUGCAGGGCGGGCGUGCACACAGUUGAACCAAUUUCAAGACUAUGACAUUUAUCCAAUGUGUGACACAAGUCAGCAGGCUUUACAGUUUAGAAUGAUCCCCUUCUCUCCACGUAUUGCAACAUGUUCUACGGGACCGAAGACAGUGUACUAUAAUAUGGCACAAGGUACACCAAGAGAGCCUGCUGUUUCAGAUACACACCGUAGCACGAAUGCAUUGAAUGAUCUGGAGGAAUCGAGAGACGGUUCAACUUCUUCUCUUCAGUCCUUGAAGAAACCGCGAGAUAUUUCAAGUACCCGUUCUACUAUAAAAGGUAAUAAGUAUCCAAAGCAAACACCUGCAAACGGCGAAAGAAAACGACACGGUGCAGGGCAUGUCAGCAAUGAAAAAUGGUGGAAUUCCGCUUAGAAAUGUAUCCGCUGGUGGUAUUUCCAAUCCUACGUGGUAAUAUUCGUUCCAGGUUGAAUAUGAGGACGAUUUCCGCUGUGGUGAGUGCGCCAAUAUGCCGAAUAUGCACAAUAUGUUACAUGUUCCAAGUUCAUCGACGCGUUAGCCUGCGUAGCAUCUAUAGGUUCAUAAUAAAAUAAGUGCUGGACUGAG